CACAUAAAUUUUUCAAGGAAGACCAAUCAGUGUUCACUUUGAAAGAAGAUAAGAACUGUGGGCUUGCCUUUAAUUACGCGGUAUCACCUUCAAUUAAAUUUACUUGUGGAAGAUCAAUCUGUUGACAUAAAAGCUUCAAUCGACUCAAAUUUACUUGUUUUAUCGCACAUCAAACAGCGUGAAUUCUCAAAGAGAAGGUAGUUCAAAUUGCUCUUCUGAAAGUUGUGCCUUUCUAAUGAAAAUGUUGGAUGCCCAUGGUGGCUUAUCUUUGCUUAUCAUGUUAUUCAUCAGUUUCAACAUCGGUUGGUCCAGAGGUUGCUCGGAUGAAGAGAGAAUAGCUAUCCAAGAAAUCUUAAAUUCUAUGGGCUACCAAUCUAUAUCUUCUCUACCAGAAAGCUACACUGAUGAUUGUUGCCAGUGGGAGGGAGUUUUUUGCAGUCUCACAAGUUCCCACGUGGUCAGAAUUUUCUUUGACCCUUUAGGGGAAGGAGAAGGAGUGUUAUGGUAUCCUGAUAUGAAACUUUUUGCUCAAAUCAAAGAACUGCAAGAAUUACAUCUCACAAGAAAUCGCAUUGGUGGACUGCUUAACCCUGAAGCAUUGUGCACACUCAUGAACUUGAAACAUUUGGAUCUCUCAGUUAACUUUAUUGAAGAUGAUAUGCCCUCAUGUUUGGCUAACAUGUCAUCGCUUAGAAUUUUGAAGUUGUCAAAGAACCAGUUCCAGGGUGACCUCACCAUUUUUAGCAACCUAUCAAACAUCGAGGAGAUUGAUGUUUCUUAUAACCUUUUUCAAGGCCUGAUCCCACUUUCCACUUUUGCCAAUCUCUCAAAGCUUAUUUUUCUUGAUCUUUCAUACAACACUCACUUAGAAGUUGAAUCUGAAUCUCCAACUUGGCAUCCUUCUUUCCAAAUACUACAUUUGUUUCUGGCAGGAUGCAAUCUCAACAAUAGAAAUAGCAACCGUGUCCCUCUAUUCCUUUCCACUCAGUACAACUUACAGACUUUAGAUUUAUCUAACAACUUCCUUGAAGGACCCUUUCCUGCUUGGAUGCUCCAUAAUGUUUCUUCUGCAUUGAGGUUGAGGGGCAAUUCAUUUGUUGGUCACUUUCCUGAUGCUUACCAUAAUAGAGAACUGAAGCUCGCUGAGCUGGACGUCUCCUGCAACCUUUUUUAUGGGAAAUUGCCCUCAAACAUAGCCAUCUUUCUUCCGAACCUGUAUGCAUUCAAUGCAUCCUCAUGUGGAUUGACUGGUAUCAUCCCAGCAUCAUUAGGAAAAUUGAAAGCUCUAGAGCGCUUGGACUUGUCUAGUAAUCACUUCGAUGGAUUUAUACCAAGUGGCCUAACCAAAAACUCAGCCCUAUGGUACUUAAAUUUGUCUAACAAUCGCUUAGGUGGUGGGUUGCUUCCAGAAGAUUGCAAUAUGACACAACUGAGAUGGUUGCUACUGCACCAUAAUUCCUUCCUCGGAAAUAUGCCCCAUUGCUUGUCAAACAGUCGAUCUAUGUUGAUGCUGGAUAUCCGACACAACAAUCUGUCAGGAAUGAUUUCAAGUGGAAUGCCAAUUUUCUCAGAAUUAGGUGCACUCCUAUUGAGAGGAAACCAUUUCAGUGGAUACAUUCCAAGACAAUUAUGUCAAAUGCCAAAGUUGCAGUUCUUGGACCUCUCCAACAAUCACUUCUCUGGGAUCAUUCCUUAUUGCCUCAGUAACAAUUUGUUUUGGACAAAGAAGUUACAGGCAAACUCUUGGGUCCCAAUUGAUUUUACCACCAAAGGAUAUGCAUAUUCUUUCCAGGGCAUUCCGCUAACUUUAAUGACAGGCAUUGAUCUAUCAGCUAACCAAUUGGCAGGUGCCAUUCCAUACCAACUGGGCAAAUUACAUGAACUUCAUUCUUUGAACUUAUCCAAUAAUCUUUUGACUGGCCAUAUUCCAAAAUCCUUCGAGAAAAUCACGAGCUUGGAAAGCCUAGAUCUUUCCUACAACAGGUUAACAGGGCAAAUUCCUCAGGAAAUUAGCCACAUGAGUUCUCUUACAACUCUUCGCCUCGCGUUUAAUGAUCUUUCAGGCAGGAUCCCAUUUGAAGGACAACUUUCGACAUUCUCUGAGAGUAGCUACGUUGGCAAUCCGAAGCUGUGUGGAGAUCCGUUAGAGAGAAAAUGCUCAGAGAACACCAAUGAUGUCAACCAAGAUGAUGGAAAUGAAGAAAAAGAAGAAAAGAACUUGGAGGAGGAUCAUAGAGUCAUCGACGAACCUCUCUUCUUCUAUUCAUUUGUGUUCAUGUCUUAUGCUCUUGGAUUUUGGAGUGUCGUUGCCCCUUUAUGCUUCAGCAGGAAUUGGAGGGAAAAAUAUUACACUGCCAUUGAUGGAUGCGUGAAUUAUGUGAGAUGUUCUAAAUAGUUGGACUGACUGUGUUUUAUGCUAUGGCUGGGCUUCUUUUUCAAUCUUAAAACAAGAUACUAUUCUCAUGUGUACUGUCGAAUUCCGUGUAAAAUGAUAAAUGACUACAAGCUAAUUGCUGAACAAUAAAUAUAUGAAUGAAUAAACAAUUCAGUGGUUGUGCUAUAA
Hevea brasiliensis (rubber tree) is the source of this 2563-nucleotide messenger RNA. RefSeq names its product receptor like protein 21. The coding region runs from base 236 to 2395 and encodes 719 amino acids. Gene Ontology annotation, molecular function: protein binding. Lineage: Eukaryota; Viridiplantae; Streptophyta; Magnoliopsida; Malpighiales; Euphorbiaceae. The transcript has 2 exons. The record is from RefSeq and is a predicted model, not a curated record.